UUCCCGGUUACCGCAUAAGAAUGGCGGAACAGUUUUCGGCUUCAACCGCUUUUACGAACAUGAACAACAACACGGACGGAUGGGGUGAUGAUUGGGGCGAUUGGAAUGAUAACGCCGCUACGAGCGUGGAUACGGCAAUGCCCAAGACAAUUGGUAACGUGCAAACAACACCGAACGCACCUCCUAAUGCAUACUUCCAACAGCAGCAGCAGCAGCAACCUCAACAACAUCUCCAAACACAAUAUCAACCACAGCAAAUUAAUCCAAGCGCAGCAGGAACAACGUAUUUGAACAAUGCAGCAAACCGAAUGGAUCAACACAAUCACAACUAUAUGCCAAACUUUGCGCAAGGUUCCGGUGGAUAUCAGCAGCAGAUGAUGGCGCCUACUACGGCUAACCAAUAUCCUACCACGAAUUACGCACCAUCGCAACCGGCGUAUGGACAGACAAAUAAUUUCUUCAACUCACCAUCCUCACACUCGGCCCCUGCAUCACAGCGCCCACCCUCGCAACCACCAGCUUCGACAACGCCCCAACUAGUGCCGACCUUCAGCCAAACCAUUUCCGAUAGCUUCGAUACAACGGCAGGAAACAGCUGGAACUGGACCGUGCCGGAACCAUUAAACCAUGCGCAACCAAUUGUCUCUAAGGUGCAGACGGAUGAAAGUGUCGCGCCAAAACAAUUACCGCAACAACCUCCAGCACCGCAGCAGUAUGAGGACUUCCCGCAAUCGGGCCACAUACCUCCAGCAAACGCUCAAAUGCAACGUCUGAAGGCGGAAACACUUUCGCCACAGUGGUCAAUCGAAAGUCAGGUGUCGUCUGGCGAUCGCUCACUGGAGAGUGAUCCUAGUGGUGAUAAUAGAGGCACAUCCCAGCCUAACACAGGCGUGCCCUCGGACGAGGACUUGGCCAGCGGUGUAAAAGGAUCGUUUAACGGUGGAAAAACAUCUGGUGUGGAAAAUUCCGAACGACAACCUACAUCCUACGCUACACCUUUUGCAACGUCGUCUGCCGCAGCCUCGCUGGAUAGUGUUCCCGACAAGCUAGAUGAAGUUUUGGAGGCUUUAAGCAUUAAGCAGGAAGCUACGGAAAUCGCUGGUGGGCACAGCAACCUCGAAAGCAAUUACCGUGGCGAGCAAACGUUUCCACCGCCUCCGCCUUCAAUCGUCGGAACGGCGGCUGCUGGACCGCUGGUGAAUGAAUCGCUAACGCAUGCCUCUAAAUCGUCAUCCACCACACCACCCUUGCCACCACCACCGAUCGAUAAUCCAACGGUGGCAUCGUUGUCAGCUGGUGGAGGACCUUCACCGCCAUCCAUGUCCGGACCGCCUAUGGUUAGUGGACCACCACCGAAAGCAAUGCAAAUUGCCAGUUCGAACCCGUUCAAGCGAACCGGUCCACGGUCUCAUACAGCUACACCAGGAUUGGGUGUUGGACCAUCGACUACGUCGAUCGCACCACCUUCGACGAAUGCCGGUAACACGUUCUUUUAUCAGCAGCAGACACAACAUCCCGCAUUACUGCAACCAGCGCCCGUAGAGGAAGUGCACGGUAACAACAGCGAAACAUUAACACCAGAGAAUCAGGAAAUUCUCGUCGAAACACGCAGCGAGCAAUCGAUGGAAAAUCAAGAAAUUGCUCCCAACAACGAUCGAAAUCAGUACCUCCAAACGGGCCACCUGUCGGAGGAUGGUUACGGCGCAGAGACACCACUGUCCGCUACGGUUAACUCGCGUGCUGCUCUUCAAGCGGUCAGCGGAUCUGAAAUGGACGCUAGUCACGGUGACACUAACGAUAGUCGUCUUCCACCGCCGGGCCUGUCCCGAUACGUGCCGGGCCAGAACGAACAGCAACCGGAACCGUUUGUGCAAUCGGCCAUUGGCCAAAACUUUCCGGAACCACCUCCCGGGCUGGACCGUAUGGUGCCCGGUAUGGAUCUACAGAACGUGUCGGAUCUUUCGCUCGAGCGUCAAGCAGAUGGUGAGGUAUCGGAUAGUACACCAGCACCGGUCAAUAUGGCAACGGUUGCAAUGAGCGCUAGGAAUGAUCAUCUGCAUCACCACCAUAAUCAUCACGGUCACCAUCAUCAUGAGCGGCGUGUCGAUAUGAGCGAUCGUAAUCUGUAUCGUGUUCCCGGCGAGGAUGACAAUCACAACCAUCACAACCAACAGCGCGUAGUACCGGGUGGAGGGUUAGAAAAUGAGCGUCCUGUGUCGGCAUCCGUGUCCGUGCCGAACGUUCCCAUAUCGGCUAUUCCGGGAGCGUCGAGCUCCGCGGGAUUGAUAAACGCUGUGGCGACGCUUGACAUGCCUGAGGAGCAGCGGGAAUUAGUAAUGGACGGUGAAAAUCCGGAUGAUCAACGGGAAGAUUCGUUGGUGGGAGGUAACUCCGUACCGGCAAUGUCUGCGGCCGGUUCCGGUUCCAGCGCUGCCGGUGCUAGCGGUGGCCCCAUUGCUCUGGAAACGGAGUCGAAUGUUACGGCCGACACGUCCCGCAUGGAACCGUCAAACACGUCGACGGCGGACGACAGCGAUAAGGGUGGUUUUUACGGAGCCGGGGGUAGCUCGAAAGGUGCCGGUCGUCGAGAGGACGACAAUCUACGACGAUCGAACAAAAGCAAAAGCUCGCGCGAUCGAUACGACACGGAAGAUUCCGAUUACAGCGAACAUGAGCGUCGUCGGCGUGAGCGUGAAACGAGCGUUGGUGUUGCAGGUGGCGGUGGUACGGUAGCUGACUCCGGUUCGCAACGACACGAACGGUCACGCCGCACCGGUGGAAUGCCGGGUGACCGCGACAAGGAUAAACGAAAGGAUAAUGGACGCGAUCGGGAUCGUGACAGAGAGCGGGACCGGGACCGGGAUCGCGAUCGCGAUUAUGACUAUCGCGAUCGUGAUCGUGAGCGAAACAGAUACGACCGCGAUCGUGAACGCUAUGGGCGCAGUAGUAAGUAUGAUCGCGAAAGUCGCUACGAAACCGACGGUUCAAAGUACGAAACCGAACGAUCGACCCGAUACGACAAGGAAGAUAAACGAUACGGUGGUUCUACGCGCGACGAUUACUACCGAAAGCGUGAUGAGCGAGGACCGGCGGACGAUACACGCGGUGCUGCGGGUCGAGACCGCGAUCGGGAUACACUUGAAAGACGGCAGAGAAAGGAAAAGGAACGUUCGGAGCGGUACCGAGGUGAUGAACGAAGGAAAGAUGAUCGCUACCGGGAGGGCGAGAAGCGUCGCGAUCGCCACGAUCGACGAUAUGAUCCGGAAGAUUAUCGUACGGGUAGCAGAAAUGGAACCGAGCGUGAUCGUACUCGGGACAGCCGCGAAAGGGACGACCGAAAGGAGAAGGAUCGCAAGUACAUGAGCGCUGCUAGCGGAUACGGUAUGGUAGCUUCCGGUGCUGCCGGUGCUUACGGUCCGUCCAGCGGGUACUACGAUCCGUACAGUUACUACGCCCAACAUCAGCAGUAUUACGAACAGCUGCGACGCACGAACCCCCAAGCGUACGCCGAAUGGUACCGUACGUAUUACGCGCAAAUGCAGGCGAGCCAGCUGCAGCGCGAUCUUCUAACGACGGAUGGACGCGAGUCGGUUCACUCCGGUCGCAGCUCAGCAAACGACAAGGAACGGUUUAAUCGGACCACACCGUUUAUGCAUCCGCCCGGUGUGUACAAUCCGGAGGAGUACCAUCGCCAUUUUAAUAAUCAAUCGUUACCGUCGGCUGCCGCGGCGACCGGUGCAGCCGGUCCGAGUUCGCUGCUCGACCAAAGCUAUCUGACCGACGUGUCUGGCCAGCCGUCGUCACUGCCACCGAUGUUCCACCAUCAGGCGCAUGCCUUCCAGCAUCAAGCGCAACUACACCAGCAGCACCAGCGGGCAAACACAUCGCUGGCAAUGGACCGAACGUAUCGUAGCGAAGCGGGCGGAUACUUUCAACCAAGAAUCGAUCAAAUUGAUGCAUCUGCGAUUAAACCCGAGACCGGAACGGAGCUCGCGAUGAUGGAACCAGAACGCUUAACACCGCGCAAGUUCCCCGAAAUACAUCCCAUCGUAAGCGUGUCUGCCGGUUUGCUUAUUUCGACCAAAAAUCGUUUGACCAUGAACGGAAUGGCGGAUACAGUUAAAAUAUAUAGUCUAGGAUACAACGAUGCUAGCAGAAAACUGUUUCAAACAUACCCGGGACCGCUGGUAAAGGGAGUGACGCAUAAAAAGUCAGUGAUCGAAUUCUGCGAGGAACAGCUGCGCCAAGGGCCUCCUUAUAGUGGUGCAUUGGCUUUGAUUAAAUCGCGUGGCAAUUCGAUCAACAGUCUUCAUUCGUCUUCACUAGCUCCUGGCGUUAACCGUAGCUCGUUUGCGCUGUUGUGGAAUUACAUCAUUCUACUACUGAGACAAAAUGGCACAUUUGUUGGGACAGAUAUCUCGGAACUGUUGAUGCGGAACAAGGAGGAGUACCCAUUCGAGUCGAUUCUGCCUAGUGUAACGCGUUCUGCUAAUAUAAGUGGACGCAACUCAUCCCUAUCCCAGGCAGCUGCAGAACGGGAAGCAGAUACCCGACAGGAAGGGGAUAGUGAAGAGGCAGGAGAUGCUCCGCUGGAUGGUGAGGGUGCACAGGAAGUGCUGAAAGAUUCGCUAGCAGAAGUCGCACCAAAAACACUGUCUGAGCUAGAGAUCACGGACAAGUUCCGCAGCUAUCUGCUCUAUGGAAACAUUAGUGAAGCCCUCGAAUGGGCUACAGAGCAUAAUCUCUGGGGACACGCACUAUUCCUCGCUUCGAAGGUAGACUCGCGGCAGCAUGCAAACGUGAUGAUGAAGUUUGCCAAUAAGCUAACGUUAAACGAUCCGCUCCAAACGUUGUACCAGCUGUUGAGUGGGAGAACUCCAGCAUCUGUUACGAGUGUUUUGGAUGAAAAGUGGGGUGACUGGCGGCCGCAUUUGGCGAUGCUGAUGUCAAACAGUUCUGCCAAACCGGAACUGAUCAAGAAGUCGAUCACAACGCUCGGCGAUACGCUGCUACAUCGAGGCGACCUGUAUGCAGCACACUUUUGCUACCUCUUGUCCGAUGUGGCCUUUGGUCGAUUUGCCGACGUUAAGCAGGAUGCCGCUGUUGGUAACAAUGGUACCGUCAGAUUGGUGUUACUUGGUGCUGCUCAUCACAAUCGUAGCUUCCGCGAGGUGUCUACGAACGAAUCGAUUAUGAUGACCGAAAUCUACGAGUAUGCGCGAUCCUUGAACGAAGAUCGUUAUUCAAUUGCGGAAUUACAGCGCUACAAAUAUCUGCUAGCUUGUCGUAUGCUUGAUCAGGGCAUGCAACUGAAAUGUUUGCUCUACAUGGAACAAAUAGCGGACCAAAUACAGUACGAUCCGUACAGUUUUGAUACUGAUUUUGUGCGAAAGGUAUACACGCUUGGUGAUCGGUUGAAGUAUUACGAUCCGGUCAUGGAAAAGGCUCUGGAUGAAUCAGUAAACAACACCGGGCGGGGAAAUAUCUACGCGAACGUAGAAGAUCCACAAUGGUUGAAACGGUUGAACGAAAGACUCCUCAACGGUUCUUCGAAUGGUGCCUCACAUUACAAUAACGCUAGCGAUGGUCAAGUGACGUAUGAUUAUAACAGCUACGGAUAUGCUGCGGAUCAAACACAGGCUGACGAAGCCGUUGCUAAAGAGCGGCAUCUUUCUGUUCUGGAACCACCGUACCCAUCGGAAUCGAACGACAUUAACAAGCAGUUUAACGAAAUUAGCCAGCAGCUUGGUCAGCUUAAUUUGCAGUACAGUGAUCAACAACAGUCGGAGGAACAACAAUACCCAUCGUCGCAGCCCAAUACCGCUCCGUACGAGUUGAAUCCCGCUGUACCGAAUUACGAUCAAGGUUACGAAUCGAUUAACCAACAAUCGCUGAUUGAUCCAACGGUCGAACAAGCGGUCCAACAGUUGCAGGACGAUUAUAGGCAGCAGCAAAUUCAACAAGUCCACCACCAAAUGCAUAUGCAGCAUUUGAAAAGCUAUGUUGAACAGCAACAGCAGGAUUUACAGCCGCAGCAAAAUCAGCAGUCAGCCGGAACUAACUUUUUCACACCAGCUCCAGCAAACAAUGAAACAAUGUCGGCGCCAUACGAUACAGGAUACUGGGGCGCCCCUGGUAACAGUGAGGCACCGAAACCGACGAUCUCAAUGCCAAAUUCUGUCUCGAAGCGGCCCGGCUUUGGCGAUGAUACCGACGACGAACGAACGGGAGGAAGAGGUGCGGGUCAGGCCGCGAUGUCUGGAAAUUCGGCACCCGGUGGUAAACCACAGCAAAUGUCGAGUGGAGCCGCUCAAGCGAAAAAGAAUGCUCCCGCUGCUAAGGAUGGAAAAUCUGCUGCUGGGGCCGCCGGUGGCAAUGUUCAAGGAUCUGGUUGGUUCGGUGGUAUAUGGAACAAGUUUUCACUCAAACCGAAAAACCAGAUGAUACUGCCCGAUGAUAAAAAUCCAAAGAUUGUUUGGGAUGAAGUGACGAAACGUUGGGUAAAUACGGAUGAAAAUGAGACAGAAGCGGAAGCAUACAAACCACCGCCCAAGAUGUCUGAUCUCGUCACUGCUGGUCCAACUAUUACGGGUGGUCCUUCACAAAUGAGUCCCCCGGGUGUUGCUGCAGGACCGUCUGUACCGCAUAUGCCAUUGCAAGAUUCUGGUUCUGCUUAUCCGCAACCAGUGCCCAAUGCGAUGGGUGGAACUGAAAGUACUCAAAUCCGUUCUUCACAACCCAUUGGUGGUGGUAAUGUUGCCGGUGUAGUGCAAUCAAAUGUUGCGACGGUCAAUGCUGCUGGUCCGGUAGGGGAACCGACGAAAGUUCCCACACUGCAGUCCAACAUGUACAAAAUGCAACGCAACCGAACCCUGAAACGAUCCUACGUUGAUGUGUUCAAUCCAUCCGGUGCGGCCCCGAGCAAACCCACGGAACCGGUACUAGCACCGGCUGUUCCCACGUUGCCUAACGCUCAGGGAAGCUUUUUUGUCCCUGGCGGAGCUCCUAAUACGGGAGGAGCUGAACAACAGUCGGAUAAUGUCGCUGAGGGAAUGCCACAGUUUUACAACCCCAAUCAAUUCGCUGGUGGACCCGGUGGUUAUCAGCAAUAAUAUCGAACUGCUUACCAAACCUCAUUCAAGCUCAACUCAGGAUGAUGAAACCACGGCCCCUAAUACAGCUGUGUGUGUGUCUCCUUCUCUCUCUGCAGACAGUGCGGACAGUAUCCUGUUCCGUUUGUUUUUGCUGAAGAAUUUGGUUGCUUCACAUACACGCACACCGCAUGGACACCGAGGUUUGCUAACACAAAAGUAUCAGCCACGUAUUCAAACACAAGUUUAAAGUUCAGUAGUGUGCAUCCCCCGUUUUACCUGCGUUUUAUGUUAUUAUGUAUUUUCAAUGUUAUGUGUUAUCCUUACCUUAUCUCGUGGCUUCCGAUUCAUACCGCAUAUUAUUUUUUUCGUCAGUUAUGCCUACCUUAAGUUGACGGCAAUAUUACAUAAAAUGGAAAAUAAGCGAAUGACGUUAUUUAAUAUCAGUUCGUUUGAUUUGUCCUGAGAUAUUUACAGUCUUAUUCGUUGAGAGGUAGAAAGCUGUACGUGAAUGAACUCUGUACCCCGAACGGGUUGUAGAAAAUGUGCCGGUUUUCAUCUGAGAAUGCAACUAUGGGGCGAAUCAUUUGAAUAUAGCAGCAGUACGAAAUAUUAUGUGCAACGAAAACUACCCACGGUAGAAAAUCAAAGGCAAUGAUUAAUGGUUCUUUCGGAACUUAUUUCACUUAGUUGUGUUCCUGCAUUGGUGGUUUGUGAUGCGUUUUCUUAUAAGUUGGGGAACCAAGACCUAAAAGUGUCCAAUUUCCAUGGUAUGUGUAAUCUAUUGGUUUGUUAAAGUGUUAAAUUGUUUUAUGUGACGUUAUGUUGCGCCUUCGUUCCAUGUAAUCAAUAUAGACAGAAAACAAUACAUUUAGGCUAAGAGCCCGGCUGCGCAGUGGAACACUGGAUGACAUUCUUAGUGAGAGUUAUGUUCAAUGUUUUUCUUUUUUUUUAUUUGUUGACGGGUAGAAAGGAAAAGAUUAUUAUUAUAAUUAUCAAAAUAUCCCUUUUUCUGCAUAGGUUUAACAUUUGUGUAUGUUUUAUAUCAGGUAUCAAACUAGCAAAGUU
This is a messenger RNA of Anopheles moucheti, 8159 nucleotides long. RefSeq lists its product as uncharacterized. The coding region runs from base 21 to 7112 and encodes 2363 amino acids. The transcript is spliced from 16 exons. Gene Ontology annotation, cellular component: ER to Golgi transport vesicle membrane; endoplasmic reticulum exit site. NCBI's taxonomy places the organism in Eukaryota, Metazoa, Arthropoda, Insecta, Diptera, Culicidae. The record is from RefSeq and is a predicted model, not a curated record. Gene Ontology annotation, biological process: Golgi organization; COPII vesicle coat assembly; autophagy.